AUGGUGAAUAAAAUGAUCCUCAUGGCCUUUAUGGGCAUUGGCGCCAGCCUUGUUGCAGCAACGGAUCAAACCGUCACUGUCACAACGACCAAGACGGAAACCCUGCACCUCGACCACGUCCUUGACUCUAUCUACUUCGUCCACAACGGAGACAGAAACGGUGUCCAAGUCUACUUCCACUGCAUCUACCACUGGCUCUGUUUCGUCCGGAUCAAGCUCUUCUCAAUCUACGUAUUCCAUCCCAUCGGUGACUUCAAGCACCAGCACGACUACUGGUACAAUUACGAGCAGCACUUUCACUUCGUCUUCCACCACUACCGGAGCUUCCACCACCACCACCGACUCGAGCCAACUCCCCGGAACCACCACGUCAAACUGCUCUCAAGGGUACAACUGUGGAUCCCUCACUGCAAGAGGAAGCACAGAUUCGUCUGUUCUCCUAAGCACUUCAAUUUCUCCAUCCACGUCAUCUUCUUCUUCUCUGCAUUCCACCUCGCUUUCAACUUCAACGUCCAGCAGAGAUACUACUUUCAAAUUUCCCACUACGACACAAGCUCCACAUCAGAGACGACUGCUGAAAGCACGACUCUGACGACACUCAAGUCGACUAUCACGCAGACUGUCACCGUUCCUGGAAAUUCUCACUCUGAAAGCUACAGUCACACUCCAUCGGACACUACUAAGUCUACAUCUGAGUCUUCCACACAAACCUUUUACUCGACCGUGUCUGAGUCUACCGGAAAGUCUUCUACUGUAUCCUCAACUGAGUCUACAUCCACCAGUACCUCUACUACCACGGGCCAAUCGUCCUCGGGAACAUCUUCUAAUUCCAGCGGUCAAUCUUCCACUGCUUCGUCAACCAAGACCUCUUCUACAAGCACCGGUAUAAUCUCCUCCAAGACAUCCACGAGUUCAGCAAGUGAAUCUUCUACCACCUCGUCAACAGAGUCCUACCAGUCAACCGUCUACCUCGAGUAUCUCGACAAGAUACACAACCACACCAUCCGGAACCUUGUUAUCCUCCUCCACUUCCACAUCUGCAUCCUCAUCCUCCUCAUCCACACAAGUCGGGUCCACCGACUCUUCAGCUUCACCCGCCACAACCACCCACUCCUCCACAUACACAUCCUGCAGCGACUCUUCCACAGGCACAUAUCCCAUCUACACCCUAACCAACUCCACAACAGCAACAACAAUCACCGGAACCGGACAUUCCUCUCAAUCAACAUCUCUCAGCACCACUUCAUACAUCCUCCCCCCCUCAAGCAUCUCCAUCGAUUCUUCCGCCUUGGCGGAAACUACUUCAAAAACAUCAAGCAGCCCGCACUAUUCCGUUCCAUCCAGCGAAACAUCCACCACGUCUUAUUUUUCAUCUUCAUUCUCAACUUCCACUUCAUCUUCAAAUUCGAGCACCAUCUCAUACGCAUCCACCGCCGACGCCGCCACCCAGCCCUCAGCCACUUCCACCACUUUCCACACCACAACCAUGACCAAAUCAUCUUCGAGCAGCGCAACAUCUUCAACUGCUUCGGCUUCGUCUACUGGCUACCCUCUUCCGCCUUCGUAUGGACCCCCGUCUUAUGA
Molecule: messenger RNA, 1584 nt
Organism: Trichoderma aggressivum f. europaeum
Lineage: Eukaryota; Fungi; Ascomycota; Sordariomycetes; Hypocreales; Hypocreaceae
Exons: 5
Coding region: 1-1584 (527 amino acids)
Source: RefSeq, a predicted model, not a curated record